ACUCGCGAUGAGGCAGAAGGAGCCGGCGACGCACAAGCAGUCCAACACUGGUGCGCCCAUGGACAACAAGCCCAAGCCGCAAGGGCCUCGCCCGACUGGCGCGGCGACGCCUGCGGGCGCCGGCCAGAGCGGUCGCGUCGGCUGCUUGCGCAUGAUCGACAACCGCCAGUUCCACUACGUCUACAUGCUCUUGCUCUUUUGCGACUUUUUCGGCAACUGCGUCGCGGUGGCCUUUACGUCGCAGCAGACGUUCUACAAGUGGGGCCUCAAGACGCGGCUCUACUCGUGCGGCUUCAUGGUGCUCUACCUCCUCGAAAUGCUCUGUCGCGUCGUGUCGCUUCGCGGCGCGCUCUUCCGGUCGCCGUCGUCCAUGUUCGACCUGCUCGCGCUGCUGCUUCUGGCGGGCAGCUUGGCCGCGCGAUUUGUCUUUUCCGAUGCGCUCUCCAAGGUCAUCAUCUCGCAGGACGGGUACUUUGACGCGCCGCAGUCGGAGCUGUACCCCAAGUACAAGACGAACCAGUACGAGCAGUACUGGACCGCGCUCUACUGCCUUGUCGCGUCCGCGCGCAUCAUCUUCAAGCCGCGUGCGCGCAUCUUCUCCAAGAAGCUGCACCGGUACGCCGACUCGGACCACUUGCUCAUCUCGAUGGCGUCGCUCCGGUCGUCGCUGCGUCGCAUUCCCAACAUCACGGAGGCGGCCAUCGAGAUGAUGGAGACGGACCUGACGAUCAUUUGCGGGCGCACGGACGGCGACAUGAGUCGCGCCGAGCUUAUGCAGUUCCUCGAACGCGCUCUGUACUACCGACCCAAGGAAAUUUCCGCCAACACGUUCCUCUCGUACCUCCGCGACAUUGACGCGCAGUCGUCGCAGUUUGUGUACGGCGCGCUGGACGUGAUCAAGUCGACGCUGCGUCACUGGUCCAACCAAAAGGGCGCGCUCUUCUGCACGAUCGUGGUGGUCUUUGUGCACGCGGCCAUCGUGCCGGGCCUUGCGUACCUCAUGCAGAUUCUCGGCGACUACGCAUUUCCCAAGUCGGUCAUUGACACGGCCAUCUACAAUGCGACGACCAACUAUCGCAUUGAGCGCGCGGUCACGUACCAGAACGUGACGACGGAUCAGCAAGGCAACGACAUUACGCUCUCGUACAUCAAGCCCGAAGAGACGCUUGCGAUUGGUGUCAUUGGCAUCCUCGUCAUUUGCGUGCCGUUUGCGAUCGUCGACUACUCGAUGGGGUACUUUCAAGCGCUCAUGAUCUCCAAGGCCACCGAGCGCCUCCAGGACAAGCUACUGCGCACGAUCCUCGCGCAGCCGACGCUCUUCUUUGCGAAGCGCAGUGAAGGCGACUUGAACAACCUCUUUCAGUCGGACAUUGCGCGCGUCAACGCGUUGUGGCAGGCCAUUUUCUGGAACCUCAUGCACCCGAUCGUGUCGGUCGUCGUCGGCUUUGCGUUCCUCUGCUACUUUGAACCGACGGCGGGCAUUCUCUCGUUUGCGUUCUCGGCCAUCAUCGUCACGUCGGGGCCGCAAGGCCGCGCGUCGAAGCGCUCGAAAGACUUUGGCUCCAAGAACGCGUACGUGGCGGCCGAGUUUCAAAAUGCCAUUGCGUGCCAAAAGGUCGUGCGGGCGUACCGGAUCCAAGCGCCGUUGGCGCAAAAGUUUGCCGCGAGCACGCUGGCGCUGCACACGGCGCAGUUUCUCAAGGACUUUUGGGCCGGCGUCGUCCAGAUCUACGUCGAGUCGGCCAUGUACAUCUUUGUCUCGAUCAUCACGUCGUGCCUCGCGAUCAAAGUCUUUAACGGCGACAUUACGGUCGGCGACUUUUUCUCGGCGGUCACGCUCCUCGCGCGCAUCUCGACGCCGGUGACGGUGCUCGGCGGCUUUAUGCGCGUCGCGAUCGGCAAUGCGUCGAGUCUCCAGCGCCUCGACGAGAUUGUCUACAGCGAGCUGGCCGACCAGACGCACGACAAGGAAGACGACGCCAAGCCGUCGCUGAAGCGCAUGCAGCACGGCCUUGCGACGCGCGCGCUGAGCUUCCAGUACGACGAGACGUCGGACCACUGGGACCUAUCGGACGUGCACGCGUCGUUCCCGCUGGGCCACUAUGUGUGCAUUGUGGGGCCCAGUGGCUGCGGCAAGAGUACGCUUCUCGGCUGCCUCAUGCAGUUUUACGCGCCGAGCGACGGCGCGAUCACGAUGGACGACGCGGACGUGGCCGCGCACUCGAAGAAGAGCUACAUGGCGCAGGUGGCGGUGGUCUUUCAAGACGGCGGCAUCCUCAACGGCACGAUUCUCGAAAACAUCGAGUUUGGCAACAUUGGCGCGACCAAGGAGGAGUGCAUGAAGGCGGCCGAGCUCGCCGAGUGCAGUGCGUUCAUCAAGAACCUCAAGGACGGCUACGAGACGGUGGUCGGCCAGCAUGCGACGUGCAACCUCAGCGGCGGCCAAGCGCAGCGCAUUUGCCUCGCGCGCGCGCUCGUGCGCAAGCCGAGCGUGCUCCUUUUAGACGAAGCGACGUCGGCGCUCGACACGGAGACGGAGGCGUCGAUCAUUGAUACGCUGCGCAAGCUCGCCAAGACGACGCACAUGACGGUCGUCUCGGUGACGCACCGUCUGUCGACGACGCGCAAUGCGGAUGCGAUCCUCGUCAUGGACGCCGGUCGGCUCGUGGACCAAGGCACGUACAACGAGCUGCUGGACCGCCCGAUGGGCCUCUUUGCCGAGCUCGUGCAGACGACCAAGGAGACGACGCCGUCGACGCGCCAGUCGCUGAGCUACGGCAACGAGUACGUCGAGGACCUCUCGAACGUGCUCGACACGCAUCGCGCGCUGCAAGAAUUUACGCAGCAGUUGCGCCCGCGCGUCGACAGCGCCAACUCGGGCGGGUGGCGCCGAAAGGAGUCGGGCGCGGCGUUGAACCGCAAGAUGACGGGCGAAGCCGACAACUACAUCGUCUUGUAGUGGCGCCGUGGAGGAGAACCAUCCAUGUAUACGGCAUAAUGAAUGAAUUGCAUCCUGUAUCUGGGUGGUUGCCAAAGUUGCAACGGA
Molecule: messenger RNA, 3046 nt
Organism: Saprolegnia parasitica CBS 223.65
Lineage: Eukaryota; Oomycota; Saprolegniomycetes; Saprolegniales; Saprolegniaceae
Exons: 9
Coding region: 8-2959 (983 amino acids)
Biological process (GO): transmembrane transport
Cellular component (GO): membrane
Molecular function (GO): ATP binding; ABC-type transporter activity; ATP hydrolysis activity
Source: RefSeq, a predicted model, not a curated record